Oppiella nova is the source of this 588-nucleotide messenger RNA. The record is from the annotation of a GenBank genome assembly. Lineage: Eukaryota; Metazoa; Arthropoda; Arachnida; Sarcoptiformes; Oppiidae.
AACACCACAUCGGGUGUAGUGAACGGACAUACGAUACAUGUGUUGAAUGCAAGUAUUCAUGAAUUUCUUGGCAUACCUUACGCUCAGCCACCGGUCGGUGCUCUAAGGUUUGCCAAACCUGUGCCCAUCACAAAGCCUUCAAAAGAUAUCAUAGACGCUACAAAAUAUGGGAACUCAUGUAUGCAAAAACCGCCCGAUUAUGCACAGGAGUUGUGGGGAAAUGUAACCCUAAGUGAGGACUGUUUGGUACUAAACAUAUGGACACCAAAUGUGGAAAACAAUACCCGAUCGGAGGCUUUGCCACUAAAACCAGUCAUGUUUUACAUACACGGCGGGGGUCUGUUGUGGGGCUCAAUAUUUAACCCCAUAUACAACGGCAGUGUUUUGGCCAUACAUGAUGUCCUACUCGUGUCCACUAACUAUAGGUUAGGUUCGUUUGGUUUCUUAUAUGGCGAGGAAGUGUCGGCGCCCGGAAAUGUAGGUCUUUUUGACCAGUUAUUGGCACUCAAAUGGGUCAGAGAAAACGUUCAUUUAUUUGGCGGGGAUAGGGAUCAGAUCACUAUAUUUGGUCAGAGCGCCGGCAGUUGG